UCUGUGACUUACAAUCCUAUCAACCAGGGCAAUACCUUCAGCAGCGGGGAUUUUAUAUCGGGACAAGUCAUUCUGGAUGUAGCGAAGGACACACAAAUACAGUCGUUGAGUGUGAAAAUUAAAGGGAAAGCAGAGGUGUGCUGGUCCGAGCGUCAUGGUCAAACAACUAUUGUUUACUCGGAUAAGGAGAAGUAUUAUUCCGUGAAGAGGUUUUUCGUUGUGGAGGACAAAACCCAUGGUAAUGACCGUGAGAUGCUGAAAGAUCCCUCCGGACAGCCGUAUUCUUCAGUUGUUGCACCAGGGCGUCACGUUUACCCAUUCACCUUUCAGUUGCCUCAACAACACUUCCCACCAACCUUCAAAGGUUCAGUUGGAAAAAUUGUCCACGCUUUGGAGGCAAAGCUAGAAAGAUCAAUGCGUGUUUCUAGCAAAGACAAAGCAGAGUUUCACUAUGUCUCCAGACCGGAUGUGUCCAAUCCUGAACUAAUGGUGAGAUUAAAUCCCAUGGAAGUCUUUACCAUACAUUCAUCCAUGGGCGACAUUAAGGGGGAGGGGGGGCAGUUGAUGGUUAGUCGUCAAAGCGACAAAGACAAAGCGGCCAGCGUAAGACUGAUCAUAGUCUGUUUGAUAAAUUUUGCCUUCUCAAAUCAUCACGACUUCAAGUAUAAAUCAAUGUUAGUUUAA
This is a messenger RNA of Labeo rohita (rohu), 684 nucleotides long. Its product is annotated as arrestin domain-containing protein 3-like. The transcript is spliced from 4 exons. The record is from RefSeq and is a predicted model, not a curated record. NCBI's taxonomy places the organism in Eukaryota, Metazoa, Chordata, Actinopteri, Cypriniformes, Cyprinidae. Gene Ontology annotation, cellular component: cytoplasm; plasma membrane. The annotation marks the transcript as partial. Gene Ontology annotation, biological process: protein transport.